CACACCUCAGUCCUCCUCGGUAAAAAAAAUAAACGCGCUCCACCAACUAGUGUAGACCCUCUUCCUCGCUUCCCUAUUCAACUCCAUUCUUUUUCCCUGCAGCUCCCUUCUCUCCACUAUUCCAGCAAAAAUCAAUAGUGAUGUCCUUCCUCGGCGGUGCUGAGUGUUCAACUGGACGCAAUCCUCUUGCUCAGUUCACCAAACAUGUUAGCAAGGACAAGAGUCUCGAGAGGGAUCGCUUAGGUAGCCUCCCUGUGGGGCCCGAACUUGGUGGUUUGCGAACGGCGGGAGGUGAAAUGGCGGGUGCGGACAAGCAGAUGAUGGAUGAAUUUUAUAGCCAACAAUCUGGAGCAUCCCCCUUCGCUUUCGAAUCAAUGCGGCGAGAGCUCUCGGAUCUGCAGCAUGGACCAGCGCCCAUGGCAGGCCAACCCUGGGCUUCCGAAUUUGGGACCCAGCAGGCCAUGAAUCCUCAGGAGCAAGCCAUGAUGGAGGCUGCGUUUGUCGCCAGAAACAAAUCUAGCGAAUUCAGCACAGCAGAAUUCGCUCGCUUCCAGAAUUCCCCUUCCUCUGGUGAUAUCCAGAUGGCAUUACCAGCUCCAACUCAAGCAGCCUCGACUCCCUAUUACCAACAAUUUCGUGGAUACAACAAUUUCAACCAAGGUUUACCGUUCCAAGUCCAUCAGCCGAUGAUACAGCAGUUACAGAUGCAGAACCAACAACAAGACCCGAAGGGCAAGGGGAAGCAGGUUGUAGAGCUAUCGGAUGAAAACUGGGAAUCCCAGUUCAAAGAAAUGGAGGCCAUGAACAAGACUUUAGAUGCGGACGAUCAGGCAAAUAAGGAUAUCGAGGCCGAGCUAAACUCUCAACCAGAAACCAUGUAUGGUGAUUUCCAGUCGGUAUGGGAAGGGAUUCAAGCCGAGACUGGUGGCGCUGCCUUGAACGGAGUGGACUGGCAAAACGAGUUCGACACGUCAAAUCCCUGGUCCGCCGAGGCCUCGGCUACAAACUCUAUGCCCAAUCUAGGGGAAUAUCUCUUCGAGUUGGAUAACCCAUACCUGAUGCAUGAGGAUCCAUUCUCGGAAGGAAAGAGGCUCAUGGAAUCUGGUGGAAACCUUUCUUUAGCAGCACUCGCCUUCGAGGCAGCUGUUCAGAAGGAUAAGAACCAUGUUGAGGCAUGGACAGAGCUCGGAGGAUGCCAGGCCGCGAACGAGAAGGAAACACCAGCCAUCCGGGCCUUGGAGGCAGCGCUAAAACUUGACGAAAAUAACCUUGGUGCCUUGAUGGGUCUCGCGGUAUCUUACACCAACGAGGGAUAUGAUUCAACGGCAUACUCCACAUUGGAACGCUGGCUCGCGACCAAAUAUCCUCAAGUUACUGAGCAAGCGCCUCCUGCGCCCAUCUCAACACUCGAUCGGAUGGCAAUUCACGAGCGAGUUACGAAUCUUUUCAUCCAAGCGGCUCAACUCUCUCCCGAAGGGACAGCCAUGGAUUCGGACGUUCAGGUCGGUUUGGGUGUUCUCUUCUAUGGUGCCGAGGAGUACGACAAAGCCGUCGACUGCUUUUCGGCAGCAUUAACAUCUACUUCGACCGGUUCUUCGUCACCCGAACACCUUCUAUGGAAUCGCCUCGGUGCAACACUUGCCAAUAGUGGACGAUCGGAAGAAGCCAUCAAUGCAUAUGAGCGAGCCUUGACCAUAAACCCGAACUUUGUCCGUGCAAGAUACAACCUAGGAGUAUCAUGUAUCAACAUUGGAUGUUACGAGCAGGCAGCAGAGCACCUCCUCGGCGCCCUUGCUAUGCACAAAGUUGCAGAAGAGAGAGCAAGACAAGACUUCAGUGAAGUCGGACUCGACCCUGCUCGCAUCGUACAGAACCAGAGCACCAAUCUCUUCGAUACCCUCCGACGUGUAUUCAGUCAGAUGGGUCGUAGGGACUUGGCAGAGCUGGUGACCAAUGGCAUGGAUAUUGAUGUUUUCAGGAAGGAGUUCGAAUUUUAGACAGGCCCGCAAUCAAUCGGUGUUCACUUUUUUUUGGCUAUGACGAGGGCGAGUGGUUGCUCUAUCUACUUAUUUUCUUUUUUUUCUUCUACAUUCUAUAUUUCUAUAUACCUACAUGGCACGGAGAGUUUGCUACAGGGCGAUAUUGUUGGGUUCAUAAAUGUGGUCGGUGGUAUGGGGGCUACGGCCAGUGCAGCAUAAAAUUUGCCAUUUCCCCCCGCAGAAUAAA
Messenger RNA from Tuber melanosporum (Perigord truffle), 2226 nucleotides. RefSeq lists its product as uncharacterized. The transcript is spliced from 4 exons. The record is from RefSeq and is a predicted model, not a curated record. Gene Ontology annotation, cellular component: cytosol; peroxisomal membrane. Bases 141 to 1997 code for a protein of 618 amino acids. Gene Ontology annotation, molecular function: protein binding. Gene Ontology annotation, biological process: protein import into peroxisome matrix, docking. NCBI's taxonomy places the organism in Eukaryota, Fungi, Ascomycota, Pezizomycetes, Pezizales, Tuberaceae.